Messenger RNA from Pongo pygmaeus (Bornean orangutan), 1860 nucleotides. Its product is annotated as syncytin-1-like. Bases 116 to 358 code for a protein of 80 amino acids. The transcript is spliced from 3 exons. The record is from RefSeq and is a predicted model, not a curated record. Lineage: Eukaryota; Metazoa; Chordata; Mammalia; Primates; Hominidae.
GACCUGCCACUGACUUCCAUCCCUCUGGAUCCAGCAGGCUGUCUGCUGCGCUCCUGAUCCAGCAAGGUGCCCAUUGCCACUCCCGAUCGGGCUAAAGGCUCACCAUUGUUCCUGCAUGGCUAAGUGCCCAGAUGGGAAACGUUCCUCCCAAGGCAAAAAUGCCCCUAAGAUGUAUUCUGGAGAAUUCAGCCCAGUCAGAGUAAUCAAAGCUGUAAAACUACAAAUGGUUCUUCAAAUGGAGCCCCAGAUGCGGUCCAUGACUAAGAUCUACUGCAGACCCCUGGACCAGCCUGCUAGCCCAUGCUUCGAUGUUGAUGACAUCAAAGGCACCCCUCCCAAGGAAAUCUCAACUGCAUGACCCCUACUACGCCCCAAUCAGAAGGAAGCAGUUAGAGCAGUCGUCGGCCAGCCUCCCCUACAGCACUUGGGUUUUCCUGUUGAGAGGGGAGACUGAGAGACAGGACUAGCUGGGUUUCCUAGGCCGGCUAAGAAUCCCUAAGCCUAGCUGGGAAGGUGACCGUAUCCACCUUUAAACAUGGGGCUUGUAACUUAGCUCACACCUGACCAAUCAGGUAGUAAAGAGAGCUCACUAAAAUGCUAAUUAGGCAAAAACAGGAGGUAAAGAAAUAGCUAAUCAUCUAUUGCCUGAGAAUACAGGGGGAGGGACAAUGAUUGGGAUAUCAACCCAGGCAUUCGAGCCGGCAACGGCAACCCCCUUUGGGUCCCCUCCCAUUUUAUGGGAGCUCUGUUUUCACUCUAUUAAAUCUUGCAACUGCAAAAAAAAAAAAAAAAAAAAAAAGCGUUGACAUAAAAAAUUCUUUCAAUCUACAAUUCUAUACCCAGCAGAAAUAUCUUUCUAAAGCAAAGGAGAUAGUGAUGUCAACAAAAAGGCAGACUAGAGAACUCGAAGGAUUGUUCUUCACUUCAGAACAUUGAAAAAACAAGCAGGAACUGUCUGAACAAACUUUGUUGGUGCUCUGGAAAACAACCCAAUGUUAACAGCAACCAAGCAAAUGCCCAAUCAAGAAAAAGACAUCUUGGCUGGGCAUGGUGGCUCAUGCCUGUAAUCCUAGCACUUUGGGAGGCCAAUAUGGGAGGAUCACUUGAGGCCAGGAGUUCAAGAUCAGCCUGGUCAACAUAGUGAGACCCUAUCUCAUUUUAAAAAAGAAAAGAAAAGAAAAAAAAUCUUCAAAGUUGUUGAAAAGUUUCGUAGUGAUUUUAUCUUUGCCCAGCAUGACCCCGCCCCCACCCACUGCUGCAGUGGCAGUCUCAGUCUUGAAACUGCAGAAGCUGGAUUCCCAGUUCUCUCUCUCUCAAAGCAGAGGGGACAGAGCAGAGUUUAUUUACAAAUUAUUAUGUACACCUGUUCUAACCUCUCUACAGGACAUCUGAAGGAUAAACACAAGGUGCUUCUCUCUGUUUUCCCUAACUUGGAAGUCAGGAAGAAAAAUGGUGGGUAUCACUCAUAAAAACUGCAAGGUGACUGCAGACCCAUGGAUGCCUAAGGCAAGAGAUUCUGGGUAGAGACGUACGAUAGACCAUCAAAGGCCUAAAGGAGAAUCUGGGGUGAGAUUUUUUUUGGGAACUUAGGACAUGCAAAAGCAGCAAUGUAUACCAAGGAAUUUAGAAAGCCACAAACACACCCAGGCAAAAUCCAUGCUUAGAAAAGACUUGAGAAGAUACUAAGCAUUCACUUAAGGCUGACCCUAGGCUCAGGGUGAGCCUUGCUAAGUGCUGAAGGUGCGUCCCAGCAUAGAGCUAACUUGCAAAGAUUGGGAGAGGUGGUUGGUUUCUGGUUUUGUUGUUUAUUUUGGGUUUUAUUUGUUUGUUUCAGCUCCAAGUAUUAAAUGAACUCUGUUG